Messenger RNA from Prorocentrum cordatum, 1251 nucleotides. Lineage: Eukaryota; Dinophyceae; Prorocentrales; Prorocentraceae. The record is from the annotation of a GenBank genome assembly.
AUGGUCGCAAAACGCCUUCAAAGGAAAGAGCAUGCGACUAAGGAGGACAUGCUCCCUUUCUGCAGGAGCACGGUGAUGGCAGUUUCGUUUCGCGACAGUUUCAUGGCGGCCUUGAGGAAGCGCGGAGAUCCAUUGCAUUGGAAGCUGAAUUUCGUGCCCUGUUACUUGUACGAGUACGAACAUGCCGGCAGCACUUGCUAUUUCGUUGGGGAGCAGAAGUUGGACGGUGAUUUCAUCAAGUUCAACAACAACGCCGGCUGGAAGAAUGAAGACCCAAAGUACAGCGGCAUCAGCGAGUUCAUGCAGGCUUUCAGUCAUUUCACGUUCAUCCAGAGUGGAUCUCUUUACAUGGUCGUGGACUUGCAGGGGACCGUUGACAGCGGCACCCUCCUUCUGACAGAUCCACAGGUUAUCUCCCAAAAGAAGGCUGGGGAGAAGAGCCCGUUUGGACAUGGCGACUUGGGGCCAGUUGGGUUCAAGUACUUCAUGAGCAACCAUUCGUGUGGCCCUACUUGUAGGCUGUUGCAGCUGCAGCAGGGCUUCGACAGCCUGCUCCUGUCCCUCGACCCCGGGAGCUUGCGUCGAGCCGAGCGCCGGAGCGGGCCUGGCGGAGUGAUCCGGCCCCUCCAGAGUGCCUCGGCCACGGUGCACCGUCAGCGGGGGGGCACUUGCUACGCAAAUGCCGUGGCGACGAUUGUGCGGGCAGCGGAGAGCCGCAUUAUCGGCCGCCGAGUAUGUCCGCACAGCAGCAUGGUAGACGAAAUCGUCAAAGUACAUGGCUCCAGCGGCGGGGAUCCCGAGCGGGUCCUUCGGCUUCUCUGCCCUGGCAAAUGCUUGCGGUUUCGCAAGCUUGACGUCGAGGGCAUGUUGGAGUGCAUCAAGAACGAUCGCCCUGUGCUGUGGAGUUUCUGGCUCUGUGAUGCCGAAUGGGACGAAUUCUCUGCCUUUUUCAGACGAUCGCCUCGCGGAGUCUUGUCAAGGCUGUUCAAGAGCGAGCUGCGGGUAGGUUCCAGUCGAAUCGGGCACGCUUGCGUUAUUGAAAGCUGUCAGGGGCGCGAUUUGCAGUGUAAGAACUCUUGGGGUAGCAAUUUUGCAGCCGACGGCAGGUUUCACGUGGAUGUUGCUUUGGUUUCGUCUCCGAUGCUCGCAUCAACUUUCAUUGACGUUUACUACCUAGAGGCAGACUUGCGGGACGAAGAUCGCGCAGCCUAUGAGCGAGCGCAGCGCUGGCUUCUCAAUGGGUUGCGCUGA